This is a messenger RNA of Cucurbitaria berberidis CBS 394.84, 2337 nucleotides long. Its product is annotated as glycoside hydrolase family 47 protein. Lineage: Eukaryota; Fungi; Ascomycota; Dothideomycetes; Pleosporales; Cucurbitariaceae. The record is from RefSeq and is a predicted model, not a curated record. The transcript has 4 exons. Gene Ontology annotation, biological process: N-glycan processing; carbohydrate metabolic process. The coding region runs from base 237 to 2042 and encodes 601 amino acids. Gene Ontology annotation, cellular component: Golgi membrane; endoplasmic reticulum. Gene Ontology annotation, molecular function: calcium ion binding; mannosyl-oligosaccharide 1,2-alpha-mannosidase activity.
UCUUUACACCCAUUAUCUCACUCCGAUCCGCCCUUCUGGUUUCCUUGUUUGUUACUUGAAUUUAUGUCUUAAUAUUGGGGCAAAUCAUUACUUGCACUCUUUCGCUCGUUUCAGUCCUUCUCCACAUAUUCUGCCCUUGUUAGACCGAUCCUCAUCCCUUCAUUGACACGUUUACUUUGCGCGUUUAGACAGUAUAUAGAUUUCUUUAGACGUUACAGAUAUUUUCCUACGCACAGAUGCUCAUUUCUGCCGCUAUGAUACCCCCCGUCCGCCGCAUCGUUGUGCUCUGCGUAUCCGCUACGUUUCUCUUCCUCGCAUUCCGCCAGCUCAAUGCCCGAAUUGAGCUUCCAUCGCCCUCCUCCACAUCAUCCAGUCGAAUUGAGCAUCCGUUAAAAUGGAAGGACAUUCCGCUACGCCAUCCUGUCGCGUCGAUGAUCUCGUUACCCACGGGCAAACCUAUUUCAAUACCGCGACUACAACACGAGUUCGGCAUUGAGACGGAGAACAAUAAGGCAGAGAGGCUACACAGACAGGCUGCUGUGAAGGAGGCAUUCUUACAUACCUGGAAAGGGUAUAAGCAAUAUGCCUGGCUACAAGACGAGGUCACUCCGGUAACAGGAGGCUUCAAGAACGGCUUUGGGCAACGCGGCGCUACGUUGGUAGAUGCCUUGGAUACACUUAUCAUCAUGGGAUUAGAAGAAGAAUUUGAGGAGGCUCUCAAAGCUCUCAAGAAGAUUGAUUUUACGACUGCGGGAGUCACUCGUUUGAACGUGUUUGAGACGACGAUCAGAUAUCUUGGGGGCCUUUUGAGCACAUACGACUUGAGUAACGCAAAACAUCAUGUGUUGUUGCACAAAGCCACCGAGCUAGGAGAUAUGCUAUACGCAGCUUUUGAUACGACAAACCGAAUGCCGAUCACACGUUGGGACUGGGAAGCUGCUGCCUUAGGAAGCCACCAAGCCGCUGAUCCACAAGCGCUCGUCGCUGAGUUAGGGUCAUUGACUCUUGAAUUCACCCGUCUUUCGCAGCUCACUGGAGACCCGAAAUAUUUUGAUGCCGUGCAGAGGAUCUCCGACCUACUGGAGAAACAUCAACAGCGAACCAAGAUACCUGGACUGUUUCCUGUUCUUGUUAGUCCUCUCCGUGAGGAGUUUGACGUCGGCGAAACCUUCACCAUGGGCGGUAUGUCUGAUUCGCUGUACGAAUACUUUCCCAAGCAGUAUCUGCUCCUUGGUGGGCUCUCAGAACAGUACCGGAAUCUUUACGACAAUGCCAUUGAGGCUGCCAAACAACACUUGUUUUUCCGCCCAUUAAUCCCCCAGGACCAGAACAUCCUCAUAUCUGGCGACGCACGAAUCAGUUCCGCUGGAUCAGCCAAAAUAGAACCGGACGGCCAACAUUUGACUUGCUUUGCUGGCGGUAUGGUCGCUCUUGCUGCAAAGGUUUUCAAUCGUACGGAUGAGCUGGACGUCGCUCGCAAACUUGUCGACGGUUGCAUUUGGGCGUACGAUUCUAUGCCCAUGGGCAUUAUGCCGGAGACGUUCAAAACGAUUCCGUGCUACAGCGAUGAGGAUUGCGCGUGGGACAUCAAGAAGUGGCACACGGCGGUCAAGGAUGCAUACUCAGCUGACUACAACACGCUACAAUGGGACGUCCCCGAUAUCAUCGAAGCAGAUGGUCUGCAACCUGGGUUCGCCAAGAUUGGGGACCCGCGAUACUUACUACGUCCUGAAGCCAUUGAAUCCAUCUUCGUCCUCUACCGCAUAACAGGUGACUCUACUCUACAAGAUACCGCCUGGCGCAUGUUCGAAGCCAUCAACAACGCCACCAUGACCGAAAUUGCGCACUCGGCCAUUGCUGACGUCACACUUCCACAGGGGAAGGAGACAAAAAAGUUGGACCAAUGCGAGAGCUUCUGGGUGGCGGAGACGUUGAAGUACUUUUAUCUGAUAUUUAGUGAACCGGGGCUUGUGAGCCUAGAUGAAUAUGUAUUUAAUACGGAGGCACACCCGCUGCGCAGGCCGCAGGCGGUACAAAAGUAACAUGCUAUUAUAGAUGUCUCGAUGUGUGGGGAACUUAUCGUCGAUAUCACGAGGAUAGGGAAGUAUCUAGUCGGUGCUAGGAGACGAAAUGUUCGAAAAACUUGCAGCAUUUACCGAGCCAACAUCGAACGAAGCGUAGCAUCCUAAGUGUAAAUAUAUACUAAGCUGUGUAACCACGCAGGUCCAAGCAACCAUGUUGCAGUAUCAACAUACCAUUACCUUCACAAAUAUAUCCACUACGUACGUGGUCUUCCAAAUGGUCGACGAGGCACCUAGAGCUUAGUCCGAAGCACAC